This is a messenger RNA of Penicillium canescens, 525 nucleotides long. RefSeq lists its product as uncharacterized. Gene Ontology annotation, biological process: transmembrane transport. Bases 1 to 525 code for a protein of 174 amino acids. The transcript is spliced from 3 exons. Lineage: Eukaryota; Fungi; Ascomycota; Eurotiomycetes; Eurotiales; Aspergillaceae. Gene Ontology annotation, molecular function: transmembrane transporter activity. The record is from RefSeq and is a predicted model, not a curated record.
AUGUGGAGCAAAGAGACAAGAGGAAGGGGGGUCAGCAUUUACUCUAUAGCAGUUAAUAGUGGCUUAGCCCUAGGUUCUAUAAUCGGAGCAGCACUUAUAAUACAGCCAAAUCUUUGGUGGCGCUGGACUGCAUAUAUCCACACUGCUAAUCCGCCUUGUCACAAGAUUCUGCCAUACACUACUUCUGUUUUUGUUAAAUGUGGAGUCAAUAUUAUCUUCCUGCAGUACGUGAAAUUCUUGAUUGACUUAUACAAGACGCACGCUGCUAGUGCGACGGCGCCUACGACUUUUCUUCGGAGUUUGAUGGCUGCUAGCCUCCCGUUGGCAGCCAGACCAAUGAUUCGAGCUUUAGGUGUUAGGCCUAUUGUCUCGACUAUUGCUGCUGUAGCAACUGCUUUACAGCCUGUGCCCUUCUUGUUCCUGAGAUAUGGCACCAGCAUCAUAAUAUAUCGACGGUUGCGCCUGAUGAUUUAUGAUUCACUAGUCUUUAAUUUGGAUUUUAUUGAUAGCGUGCCUGUCGUCUAG